Molecule: messenger RNA, 1772 nt
Organism: Mus caroli (Ryukyu mouse)
Lineage: Eukaryota; Metazoa; Chordata; Mammalia; Rodentia; Muridae
Gene: Ccdc174
Product: coiled-coil domain containing 174
Cellular component (GO): nucleus
Source: RefSeq, a predicted model, not a curated record
GGUUCUGCUGCGGGGUGNGGGUGGCGGACUCAUAGGGUCUGACUGAGGCCACAGGGAGGCUGCGUCUUGGGAUCGGACGCCUUGGCGGGACGAUGGACCGAAAGAAAAAACCUUUGGACGUUACAGCCUCCUCGUUGGUAGAUCUUAAGGCGGAGCUCUUUCGAAAACAAGAAGAAUUCAAACAAGAAAAACUUCUAAAAGAUUCUGGAGCUUUUGGAAAACCAAAGACAAUUAAUAAGAAGCCAAGUAUCUGGAACAAACAAAAUGCAGGCGUUACAAGUCGAGCAGAGAAAGACGCUGAACAGAAGCUUGAGGAGCAGAAGACUUUAGACAAAGCAAGGGAAAAAUUGGAAGAAAAGGCCAAAUUAUAUGAAAAGAUGACUAAAGGAGAUUUUCUAGAUGAGGAAGUGGAGGACAUGUACCUUGUGGAUUUCACACAGAAGAUCAUAGACAAGCGAAAAGAAAUGGAGGUGCUUGGUGCCACGAGAGAGUCCCGAAUGGAGGAAGAGAGAGAUGAUGAUGAUGAUGAUGAAGGAGAGUUUUCUGACAAAGACAUCCCUCCUCCUCAAGACCCCAGUGAGGAAUGGGUGGAUUACGUGGACUCUUUGGGCCGAUCCCGGCGCUGCAUGAGAAAGGAUUUACCAAGUCUGUUGGAGAUGGAUAAAAAUCUUCAGGGGAGACUUUUUGUUAGUCCUGCUAAUGAAAAAACUUUGUUAUCUGAAGACAUGAGGAAAGAACUUCAGCGUCAGCAAUGGGAGGAAGAAGAAAGGGAGGCCUUGAAAAAGCCAAUGGGGCCCAUCCAUUAUGAAGACAUCCGGGAAAAUGAGGCCCGACAACUUGGUGUUGGGUAUUUUGCCUUUGCCCGAGACAAAGAGUUAAGAAACAAGCAAAUGAAAACUUUAGAGAUGCUUCGUGAACAGACAACAGAUCAGAGAAUAAAACGAGAAAACAUAAAGGAAAAGAGAAAAGCUAUGUUAGAAGCAAGACUGGCAAAGCUUCGACAAAAGAAGAUGAAAAAAUCAAAAGAGGAUGGAACUGAAGAAGAAGGCAGAGAAGCAGAUGGAGUUGUUCCUGAGCCCUCAGAGCCAAAGCCUGUACCUGCCCCAGCUCCUGUGGCCCAGAACAGCAAGGUGGAGGUCAUCAUCCAGGAGAGGAGGGACACCAAGCCUGGGGUGCCACACAUCCGAGAGUGGGACCGAGGGAAAGACUUUUCCUUUGGAUUCUGGUCGAAGAAGCAGUCAGAACUCCGAGCUGAGCGAGAUCCUGAGUUUGCCCCACCUUCAAAUUACUUUGUGGGUCAAAAGAGAACUGCUCCUAUGAGUAGCCAGCCAUGGAACAGACCAGGAUCAGCACCAAGUGACUUGGGACAUUCCUCUGGCCAGAGCCAGGAACCCAGCUCUUCACACACAUCCACUCCUGCCCCUGAAAGCUCACCACAAGCACCCACAGUCACUUUCCAAACACUAGAUGAUAUGAUAUCUUAUUAUAAACAAGUCACAUGACCAUGUAAAACAUGCUGGUUGCAUUUGUGUCAGAAGUCAGGCAGGACUGAGUUUUACUUCUUUCUUCCUGUGCUUUCCCAGGGAGCACAGGCUUGAGGCCACAUUAGUUGACAGGGUGGAGUGAGAGCUCAUUGACUUUGGUUGUUCAUUUUCUUACCACUUGGUAUAGGGGGACUAUCUCCUCCUCUCCAUGCUGACCCAGCUGUGACUCUUUUGGGGUUCACACAUUUUGAGGUGUGUGAACUAUAAAUGCUAAUCUGAGAAAUCUGA